UUCGUCCCUGGAAUUUGGCACUUUUAUUACUGUGCAGAUUGCAAUGCGGAGAUGCUUGAAAGUGGAUGGCCCUGCAUGGGGCACAUUGGAAUUUGCAGAAGAGGCCAGAACGUGCAACUGAUUCAGGACGCUGGUUGCAGAUGAAGGUAUCCGACUCUGAGUCUCCCCACUGCUUGCCCUGAUCUUUUCUGCUCGAUAUGCGAUGUCCAGCGUGGAGGUGAAGCUGCUGCGUGUUGACCGCAUCUUCCACCCCGGCGAGCUGCUCGAGGGCAUCAUCACGGUGCGCACGCCCCACCCCACGCUGCCCCACCUAGGCAUCUGGGUCAAGGCUGAAGGGACGGUCAACCUGCAGUUGAGCAGCAAGGCGUUGGGUGUGUUGGAGUCCCUCUACAGCAACGUCAAGCCUAUCCCCCUCCUCUCCUCUCACUUUGAGGCGGCUCCUGCGGGCCAGCUGGAAGGGCCUACCAACCAGAUACCCUUCAGCGUGAAGCUCGACCCGGCAGAGUCGUCGUCAGUGCUGCUGGAGACGUACCACGGCGCUUAUGUCAGCGUGACAUAUGCAAUCUCUGUGGAGGUUCGACGGCCAGUGCUCAAGCGCACGCUGCAGGCCUCUGCCGAGUUCAUCAUUGAAGGACCCCGCGGUCGUCGGCCUCCCCCCGACCCGACCUUCGUGGACUUUGCUCUCACCCCGGACAACCAGCCCGAAGCGUUGGGCUCAGCCAUACGAGCGGCGGGGUUCCAGGUGUCGGGCCGCGUGGCCACGCGGUGCUGCCUGGCGGAGCCUCUGACGGGCGAGCUGCGCCUGGACCACUGCGGCACGCAGCUGCACUCCAUCGACCUGCAGGUGCUGCGCGUGGAGGCGGUGCGCGUGGGGGGCCGCAUGGCCACAGAGGUCACGGACGUGCAGACGACGCAGAUUGCGGACGGCGCCCCUCCCGCGGGCCUGGCGCUUCCCCUCCACGUCGUGCUGCCCCGCCUGCUCACCUGCCCCACCCUCUCCGCGGAUGCUUUCUCGGUGGCCUUCCGCGCGCGUGUGCAGCUCACCUUCAUCGCAGAGCCGCCCCGCAAGUGGGCGCUCCGGCCUGACGCCGCCACUGAGGCUCGCCCCGACACCGUGGUGGCCUCUCUGGAUGUGCCGCUGCACCUGCUGCGGUGCUGAGCUCGCUGGCAAGGCGGCACACAUCCUGCGGCGCACAGGUCAUUAAAGGAGCAGGGAAUUGCUACCCGGUCGGAACAACCCGACACCCCACACUUGGUGAUAGGGAAUACCCACACAAGUGCUCGGACGGCUUGGUAUAAGGUAAGCUACACACAUUAAGGUAUCUAGAAGAUGAGUCAAACCGAAUGGAAUCUACCUUAUGGAUCCAGUCAAGAAUAACCCUGUGGGCUGCAAGUCUAGGUUUUGCAAACGCGGAUUUUGCAUCCCAGAACUGUUAAAUGGACACCGCAAUCACGACCUCAUGCAUUGCGAGUCAACAUCGCUGGCACCCGUGCGAGGGCUUUCAACGAUCUUGCGUGAU
Messenger RNA from Klebsormidium nitens, 1520 nucleotides. NCBI's taxonomy places the organism in Eukaryota, Viridiplantae, Streptophyta, Klebsormidiophyceae, Klebsormidiales, Klebsormidiaceae. The record is from the annotation of a GenBank genome assembly.